CUACAUAUUAACGUACACUGACUUCUAUACUAUUACUAAUACUAAGAAAAGACUUUAUACAAUACCUAAAUGGUUCACGACUAUUGAGAAUUUACUGUCAAUAAAUGAGCAUAGAAUGCUUUUACCAAUGAACAGUUUUAAUCAUAAUCAUUGUUAUGGUUAUAUUAUUCGACUGCUUAAACAUAAAAUUGGAACUUACAACUAUGUUGUUAGAUGGGAUACUGCCACCAAAUCAUUCAUCACUGGUCAUCCUACCUACCUUGAUGACAAUACUGUACAUAUUAAACACUGCUUACCAUUAGUAGGCUCUCGUCACUACACUGUAUUUAAGGAUUAUGAUCAUUGCUCUCUAUAUUAA
Funneliformis caledonium is the source of this 358-nucleotide messenger RNA. The record is from the annotation of a GenBank genome assembly. NCBI's taxonomy places the organism in Eukaryota, Fungi, Glomeromycota, Glomeromycetes, Glomerales, Glomeraceae.